Molecule: messenger RNA, 2834 nt
Organism: Paramacrobiotus metropolitanus
Lineage: Eukaryota; Metazoa; Tardigrada; Eutardigrada; Parachela; Macrobiotidae
Product: voltage-dependent L-type calcium channel subunit beta-1-like
Exons: 1
Coding region: 638-2524 (628 amino acids)
Biological process (GO): neuromuscular junction development; calcium ion transmembrane transport; chemical synaptic transmission
Cellular component (GO): voltage-gated calcium channel complex
Molecular function (GO): high voltage-gated calcium channel activity; protein binding
Source: RefSeq, a predicted model, not a curated record
UCGGUACAAAUCAUGCUGGCGCAUCGUAUGUGCCUCUAUCACUGCAUGUGUAUAACGUACGUAUGACUGUAUGUUGGGAACAGAGCGCGGACUCCGUCAGCGGCGGAAUAGGCGACUACCAUUGCAAGGUUAUUUACAGACUACAGUUAUUACCUUCCUUCCAACAUUUUACAUAAUAUUGGUGCUAACUGUAGCAGUGGAUGUUAAAGCAAACCGUGGCUAAUUAUAAUUCUGUUGCGCGUCCUUGUGUGCUUUACUGUGGUAUAGCUGUACACACUGCGUCAGAUUGUGAUCGGAUAGAUUCAGCGCUUAAACAUCGUCGACGCAGUGAAGCGCACAUUGAAAUGGGAACAUCCGUUCGUCUAUGUUUUUUCUUCCUUGGAUGAAACCAUCGGAUUUUAUGUGAUUCUUGUAUAAUUUGCUACUUUGUCUAAUUGAGAAUUAGUAGCUAAUCUGCUGGAUUGGGAAUUGUUCUUUGAAUCGCAUAUCCACACACCAGGAAGUCGUAAAGUGUUAUUGUAUGACAGUUGUCAUUUCCUAUACGCGCGAUUUCCAGACGAGGAUGUUAUGUUGACGGUGCACUCUGGGUACACGGUGCUGCAGCUGAAUGGCGUCGUCUGCGUCUCUGAAUAUGUGAAUGGCUGCGGGGCAUCUCUCGCAACCCCAGGCCGACCUUUACGUAGGACACGAGAAGAAGGCCACCGAUACGACCAUUCCCAUCAAAGAGUACGACUGGAAACGGCACAAACUGACUCUGGCCGACAAGUCGUCGUCGGAGCCAUUCGCCAAUCAGUCCUUCGGCCAGCCGCGCGGCACGGCGGGUUACAGUGUCACCGGAUCGUCAUCCACACUGUCCCUAGACGAGGACAAAGAGGUCAGCCGCCGCGAGACCGAGCGGCAGGCGUUGAAGCUGCUGGAGAAAGCUAGAAGCAAGCCGGUGGCCUUUGCGGUGCGCACCAAUGUCAGCUACGACGGCACAGCGGACGACGACUCUCCGGUGCACGGCUGCGCGGUGUCCUUCGCCGUGAAGGACUUCCUGCACAUUAAGGAGAAGUACAACAAUGACUGGUGGAUCGGCCGACUGGUCAAGGAGAACCACGAUGUGGGAUUUAUUCCCAGUCCGCUGAAACUGGAGAAUCUCCGCCUGCAGGCCACCCCGGCCAGCCUGCGCAACACCCAGAGCAGCUCCGUGCCCAAUCUGGGAGCGUUCGGUGCCGGCGGGGAAUCGGCCUCCUCCAGCCGCCGCGGCGGACACACGUCCCGCAGCUCCACACCCCCGACGCCGGGCCUGGAGCUGGACAACGGGGACAGUGCCGUCGGUGAGGACAGCGACUCCAAGUCGGGCAAGAGCAGCGCGGUGACAUCGCCGCUCAAGCAGAAGAAGAAGCCUUUUUUCAAGAAGACAGAAGCCAUUGCGCCUUAUGAUGUUGUGCCUACGAUGCGGCCGGUUGUGGUUGUCGGUCCCGCGCUCAAAGGAUACGAAGUCACCGACAUGAUGCAGAAAGCCGUAUUUGAUUUUCUCAAGCACCGCUUCGAGGGACGGAUUAUCAUUACACGGGUCCAGGCGGACAUUGCCCUGGCCAAACGGUCCCUCAUGAACAGUCCCAAUAAGCGAGCGCUCAUGGAACGGAGUGUCAGCCGUUCGGGGACCAUAGCGGAAGUGCAGGCGGAAAUCGAGCGGAUCUUUGAGUUGGCACGCUCCAUGCAGCUGGUGGUGCUUGACUGUGAUACCAUUAAUCACCCGUCGCAGGUCAUCCGGACGUCGCUGGCACCAAUCAUCGUCUACCUCAAGAUUGGUAAUCAAAAAGUCCUGCAGAGGCUGAUCAAAUCCCGCGGGAAAUCCCAAGCGCGUCAGCUGACCGUACAGACCAACACAGCGGAGAAGCUGUCCCAAUGUCCACCGGAAAUGUUUGAUCUGAUUUUAGAUGAGAAUCAGCUGGAAGACGCCUGUGGUCAUCUGCAGGAGUACAUGGAGAAUUACUGGGUCUGCACGCAUCCGCCCCUACCGGAAGUCAUCCCGGAGCCCACCGUCCGUCCCGAGCACCGGGUUCGCACGUUACGCGAUCCCCGCGAACGCUCCAAGGAGGGUCACCUGGGCGAGGGAGGGGCUUCCAAUCGGCGCUCAGUAUUUCGGCGUUCUCCUUCAGACCGACGAGGCCGACAGGCGCAGUCGGGUAGUAAUCAAGCGCAGCAGUCAUCUUCGCUGUCGGUACCGGAGGACAGCCUGGACACCGGCAUCGAUAUGCCCAUCACGCUGCAGCCGGCUCCGCACGGCCGGCGCCUGUCCCGGACUGAGCCUGGUCCGGGUAGGCCUGGUCGCGUCCUGCCCCAACCGCCCACCUCACAGCCACAACCCAGUGGAAGCGCACGCACUGGUGGACGUCGGCUACCGGAUGUGCCGGCACCUGGCAGUGCGAGUGUCAGCCGACGGGAGUCUCAAGUGUCGCAGUAUGCGCCACCUUUUCGUCCUUUUGGUCGGCCUCCCAUAGCCGGCCAACCUGAACGCGAUCCAGAUUAUUACUAGUGGAGGCAUUUUGUUUUCUUUACUGCGGCAGCCAGAUUUACUACGUACAAUGUCAUCUUUACUUGAUGAGAAUUUCUAUGGUAAUUUGAUUCAGCCUUCUCGAGUUAAGACGUUUGUGAGUUUUUAUUUUCGCGUUCGAAGGGAAUUUCAGCGUCGUUUCUUCCAGUCUUGUCGUCGCGGUACUGUAAAGUGUGAACUUGGAUGAAUACUCUGGUUAUUUUAUCAAGUACAGUAAUACAAUAAAAUAAAUUUUUGAUAUGCUGUGAAGCCUGUACAAAAGUACUGUACAUAACAUGAGGUGCAACAAGUU